Fonticula alba is the source of this 1918-nucleotide messenger RNA. RefSeq lists its product as hypothetical. The record is from RefSeq and is a predicted model, not a curated record. The transcript has 4 exons. The coding region runs from base 38 to 1900 and encodes 620 amino acids. Lineage: Eukaryota; Rotosphaerida; Fonticulaceae. Gene Ontology annotation, molecular function: histone acetyltransferase activity. Gene Ontology annotation, biological process: regulation of DNA-templated transcription.
CGCCACCGCCACCGCCACCGCCAUCGCUGCCACUACCAUGGCCACUGCUUCAGAGGCGGUUCUCGACACAGCCCCAAGUGCCGCCGCCACGCCCGGCCUGGCAGCGGGUUCAGUUGCCCCGGCCAACUGCACGGCCACAUCUGCGGUUGCCGGCCCGCCUGCCGUGGGCCUCUCCCCCUCGUCACCCCUGUUGGCUGUGGCCUCCACAAUCACGCCUGGUCGAGCUGGUGGCUUGAUCCCAAAGGCCGGGCGCACCCUCACCCGUGGGCAAAAGCGCCAAUAUGAUGCCCUGCUGGGCCAGGCCCCGGGGGAGCUGGCGGUGGCGGCCGCCGCGUCGCCGGCACUGGCGGCCUUCGCGGCACACGCCGCCUCCAGCUCGUCUCUGAGUUCGGCGGCUGCCAGCAGCGCCGGCCUCGGCGUGGUGGCCGGAUCGCCGGACGCCACGGCCGCGGCUCUCGAGCGCGAGCACGAAGAGGUGACCAAGGUCCGAAACAUCGAUGCUGUUGUCCUCGGCAAGCAUGAGAUGGACGCCUGGUAUUUUUCUCCCUACCCGGACGAGUUUGCCGGGGCUCGGCGCCUCUUCAUCUGCCCCUACUGCCUGAAGUACAUGCGGUCGCCGGUGACCUACGAGCGGCACAAGAUCAAGUGCCCCUACACCCGGCCUCUCGGGACCGAGAUCUAUCGCCACGAUGGGAUAUCCUUCUUCGAGAUCGAUGGCAAGGAGAGCAAGCUAUAUUGCCAAAACUUGUGCCUCCUGGGGAAGCUCUUUCUCGAUCACAAGACCCUUUACUAUGACGUGGAGCCCUUCCUCUUCUAUGUGAUGGCCGAGAUCGAGACCCUGUCGCCGACCAAGACGGACGCGGCGACCCCUUCACAGCACGGCGCCGCUGAGGGUGCCGCGCAGGCCCACGAGCGCCACCACAUUGUCGGCUAUUUCAGCAAGGAGCGGCACUCGAUAGAGGGCAACAAUGUGGCGUGCAUCCUCACCUUGCCGCCCUUCCAGCGCCGCGGCUAUGGGCACAUGCUCAUCCAAUUCAGCUACGAGCUGACCAAGCUCGAGGAGAAGGUCGGCGGGCCCGAGCGCCCCCUGUCGGAUCUCGGGCUGUUGAGUUAUCGCUCCUACUGGGCAUGGGCCCUUCUGCCCAUCUUGCUGGCGCUGUCUUUGGGUUUGGAUCCGACGGAUGUCCCGCCGGAUCUGUCGCCAGCAGGGCUGGUGGCAUUGGUGGCCCCGGCCUCCGGGGGCGCCCCGAUGCCCAAGCUGCCGGUGUCCAUCCUCAACCUGCUGGCCAGCCAGCCGGAGGUGGCCGUCCCGGUGACGACGCUGGCCAUCCCCGGCCCCACAUCGACCACGGCCUCGGUCAAAGCCCUGUCCCAGCUGACGGGGAUCCGCCCGGAGGAUGUGGUGGCCACCCUCGGUCAGCUGGGCCUGUUGCGGCAUUGGCGCGGGCAGCCGGUUGUCUGUGCCAGUGCGCCGGCUCUGGAAACGCACCUGCGCACCCGCGGGUGGUGGGGCCCCGAGCCUGAUCGCGACCCCGGCACCGCGGCCGCAGCCAUUGUCACCUCGGCGGCUGGGGCUCAUGUGUCGGAUGAGGCCAGCGGGGUUGUCCCCCCAUCGGCAGCGCCGGUCGCCCCGCGGCCACCCUCCCGUCCGCCGCCGCGUCGCAUUCUGCCUCAGUUCAUCACUUGGGUGCCGCAUGCUCGGCGUGCUUCGCCACCUUCCCCGCCGCCCGGGUCACGAAGCUGCCCCGAAAGCCCCCCGGCCCUGGGGGUCGACAUGGGCCCCGACUCGUCUGGGCCCUCGAGCCCGGCGGACAUCGGCCUCUCUCCCGGGCGGGAGGGUUCGCCCCUGCCAUCGCACUCGGGCGAGCCGCCCCGGAAAGCCCCUCGAAAGGUGCACUGAGUCCUUCCCCCCCCCCGC